Choloepus didactylus (southern two-toed sloth) is the source of this 6877-nucleotide messenger RNA. It is a transcript of the gene DCLRE1A, whose product is annotated as DNA cross-link repair 1A. Bases 113 to 3268 code for a protein of 1051 amino acids. NCBI's taxonomy places the organism in Eukaryota, Metazoa, Chordata, Mammalia, Pilosa, Megalonychidae. The record is from RefSeq and is a predicted model, not a curated record. Gene Ontology annotation, molecular function: 5'-3' DNA exonuclease activity; damaged DNA binding. The transcript has 10 exons. Gene Ontology annotation, biological process: interstrand cross-link repair; double-strand break repair via nonhomologous end joining; protection from non-homologous end joining at telomere.
GCACUAGUAGAGGGAAGCUGUUCCCGCCAAGAUACGAAAGAAAAAUAAUUCCGUUUAAACUUUUCGUAACAAGAACUGGACUCUUAAUUUUCUAUGAUACAAUUAUUUUGCCAUGUUAGAAGACACUGUUUUGGAGGAAGACAUCUGGGAAUACAAAUCCUUAAGAAAACCCAAACAUCUAAAUAAUUGCUCUGAAAAUAUUCCUGAAUCUGUUGAAAAGGCAACAGAUGGAAAAUACCAGUCAAAACGAAGCAGAAAUAAAAAGAGAACUGUGGAAGCUAAAAGGAAGGUAAAGGACCAUGAAACAUGCCUUGGAGAAACAGAUAGUCAGACUCCUAUAGUGUCUAGUCAGAGGUCAAGUUGUGAAGAUAGUAUUCAGCCAUCCCAAGUCAAGGAGACUACUCCAGCAAAGCACUGUGGAAAUCACAAAAACAAACAGGUGUCCCCAAAGAUACGUCCAGUUUAUGAUGGAUACUGUCCAAACUGCCAGGUGCCUUUUUCCUCGUUGCUAGGUCAAACACCACGAUGGCAUGUUUUUGAAUGUUUGGAUUCUCCACCACUCUCUGACACAGAGUGUCCGGAUGGUCUUCUUUGUACCUCAACAAUUCCUUCUCAUUACAAGAGAUACACUCACUUCCUGCUAGCUCAAAGUAGGGCUAGUAAUAGCCCUUUGAACACCCCAUCACAUCUGUCAGGUGGUAGUUUUAAUUGGUCCAGUGAGACUAAUUCAGGCUUUCUUUGUAACCUUGAGAAAAGUUGGUCUCUGAAAACUGAGAAUGUAAAAAAUGUUUCAAGUGAUCCCUUGUUGAUGACACAGUGUCUAAGAAUAUCUCAGUCUCCAACUGAAACCAAUAAAAAUAUUUCCUUUUCCACAAAUACCCGAAAGUCCCAACAAGCUCUACAAUUUACUGAGUUUGUUAAUAAUGGCAAACAGAUAGGUGUUGCUUUGCCUUUCACUGAUGAAUUAGACAACCAAAACAACUCAGAACAUGUCAGUUUGCUACUGCCGGAAAAUGACUUUAGCAACUGGGAAAUCUCUUAUUCUCCCCUGCAAAGUGAUGAAGAAACUUAUGAUAUAGAUGAAAAGCUGGAUGAUUCACAACCGGAACUAUUUUUUACUGAAAGCUCAAAAGUUGGCAGCCUAGAGGAAGAUAAUAGCAGCUUUACUUUGUUAAAAAAUUUCUGUGGUCCUUUACUGAGGGGCCCUGAAGAUAGCUGCUCCAAAGUAAAUAGCUUCUUAACUAAGGAUAAGUACAGUGAAGAAUUGUAUAACUACUGUAUUCUAAAUGAUUUGCCUCAACAUAUUUCCCAAAACAAAGAGAGUGUUAGUUUGUGUGAUGAACCAGGAUAUGCUACUGAUCACUUUCUGUUGUUACCAUCUGCAUUAGCAGGGAGGCUUGCUUCUUCUAUAUACCAAGCCACUAAAGCAAAACCUGAUGAGCCAGAAUUUCACUCAUCUCAAUCAAAUAAACGAAAGGUGAUUGGAGAAUCAGCUGUUUCCAAGCAAGUCUCUCUUCCAUUACUUAAGAAUGAAAUGCCAAAACCUUUUGAAAGUCAGGGAGAAGAGUAUCUUUUUUCCCAUCCAACCCAAAGUAAAAUUACAGAAUUAUCAACUAACUUUAAUACUAGGAAUAGUGCUAAUUCAGUACGUUUCUGCAAAAAGACAUUAGAUGGUAUGCUAGUCAGUAAAGUUUCUGUUUUAAAUAGAGAUAAUUUUUCUAGUACACCUACUGCUGCUAAGUCUUGGAAUAUAUUGCCAUCCACUCCUAAGUGUAAUGCAGGACAUGCUACUACUAAAGUAAUGAAACAAAUGGAUAUAGGUGUGUAUUUUGGACUACCACCCAAGAGAAAAGAAGAAAAAUUGCAGAAGGAAAGUCCGUUAAAAGGGAUAAACUUAAAUCCAGUUCUAAGUCCUAAUGAAAAGAGGACCCGGCAGCGUAAGAGGAAAGCAGAAAACUCUUUAAGUGAUUUAGAAUUUGAUGCAACAAAUAUAAAUGAAAAGUGGCUUUCUAUGGAGCUUUCUGGUAAGAGAGCACAGCAUCAGAGAAAGAGACGUAAGAAGUUAAUUUCACUACAGGAGGGAGCACCUCAGAAUAAGUCAGAUUACCUUAUUAACACCACAGAAUCUGGAACAGUCAAUUUAAGUAAAGACCAAGUCUUCAUAAAAUCAGCUAGUGGGGGGCUGCAAAAAGGGAGUACAGAAAUUCCAGAGUCUUCUAACGCAGGAGGAUUAAGAAAAAAGACAUGUCCAUUCUAUAAGAAAAUACCUGGAACUGCCUUUACAGUUGAUGCCUUUCAAUAUGGAGUGGUUGAAGGUUGCACAGCAUAUUUUCUCACACAUUUUCAUUCUGAUCAUUAUGCUGGAUUGUCUAAAAACUUCACAUUUCCAGUUUACUGUAGUAAGAUAACUGGCAAUUUGUUGAAAAACAAGCUUCAUGUGCAAGAACAAUAUAUCCAUCCUUUACCAGUGGACACUGAAUGUAUAGUGAAUGGUAUCAAAGUUGUUUUGCUUGAUGCCAAUCACUGUCCAGGUGCUGUCAUGAUACUUUUUUAUCUUCCUAAUGGAAUUGUCAUAUUACACACCGGAGACUUCAGAGCAGAUCCCUCUAUGGAACGUUCCCUUCUUGCAGGCCAGAAAGUCCACCUACUUUACUUAGAUACAACAUAUUGCAGCCCAGAAUACUCCUUUCCAUCUCAGCAAGAGGUUAUUCAGUUUGCCAUCAACAUUGCCUUUGAGGCUGUAACUCUAAACCCACAUACUCUCAUCGUCUGUGGCACUUACUCUAUUGGAAAAGAGAAAGUCUUCCUAGCCAUUGCUGAUGUUUUGGGUUCUAAAGUGGGCGUGUCGCAAGAAAAGUAUAAAACAUUACAGUGUCUCAAUAUUCCAGAAAUUAAUUCCCUCAUCACCACAGACAUGUGCAGUGCAUUGGUUCACCUUCUCCCAAUGAUGCAAAUUAAUUUUAAGGGUUUACAGAGUCAUUUGAAGAAGUAUGGUGGGAAAUAUGAACAGAUUUUGGCUUUUCGACCUACAGGAUGGACACAUUCUGACAAGUUAAGCAGUGUAGCAGAUAUUAUUCCCAAAAUCAAAGGAAACAUUUCUAUAUAUGGAAUUCCUUACAGUGAACACAGCAGCUACCUAGAAAUGAAGCGUUUUGUCCAGUGGCUGAAGCCCCAGAAGAUCAUUCCUACUGUAAAUGUGGGCACCUUGAAAAGUAGGAACGCAAUGAAGAAAUAUUUUAAAGAGUGGAAAUUGGAAGCCGGAUAUUGAUGUAAUAUGAAAGGAUUCGGAAGUAGUUAAGUAACUUAGGUGUAGCUUGCUAAAGUUAAAUCUUUAGUGAUAUGAAAUGCAUGUUAUGUAAAAAACGUCAUGAAGGUUGUUCAUAUAACUUACUUUUUCAUUUAUGUUUGAAUAACACAUUCAUGAUGCUGAAUGCCACUCAGCAUCAUCAGUGAUAACUAGGACUGGGUUUCCCUUCUAUCUUUCAUUUUUGCCCCUCCCUAUAGGACAGUCAUUUUCUGCAUCAAGACUUAAGGGAUGAAACAAAGCCAUGUCCGGGGACCAAAAGGACUCAUGAUAAUGGAAAAACUAGAUUGAAAGCAUUAUAUUUAAGUAAUUACAUAUCUUUAAAAUUAUUUAAUAUGGGGCAUAGUUUAUGAGGUAAAACUUUUAUAUGAAAUGUAUAUUUAAAUAAAAUCCUAAAUUUCCAGCAGUGUCCUUUGGUUUUUAGGAUUUGUAACUCUUGACGUUCAUACAUUUUUAUAAAAUCUCAGUGAAAAUAAUUCCAUGUUUGAGUUUGAAAAAAGUUACUCAAAGAAUCUACAAGAUAAUCAACCAAUAAAGGAUGAGUAAAGUUUGCAUAAAUAAUGUUUAUCUGAACUGUUUAUUCAAAACAUCAAAUAACUAAAAGUUUUAAAAAGUGAGAUUAUAAUUUAUGCAUUUUGAUUUUUCCAACAUAGAUUAAAUAGUUGAUCCAAAGUAGAAAUUUUGGGCCAAUCCAUGGUAAAAAUGUGUUUAUGGGGUCUAAAUAAGAAAAAGGCCAGCAUAAUGACUAUUUUCUUGGUUAUGUUGAGAGCUAUAUACUAAAUUCUUAGCUCCAAUCCCUAACACUUUGGUAGUUAAAAAAAUUUCAGUUUUAAAGUGAAAUUAAAGGAGAAGAAAUCUACCACCAACUGCAAAUAGAUGGACUACAGCUCUUGAACAUGUAGAGGACUGUGUAGAGAAGGAAAACUAGAAUUAGGCUAAUGUAGGGGAAAAUGUUUCGCUUUAUAUUUUUUUGGAACUUUUCAGAAAGCUUCUAUGUAGCCUUACCUGAUUUGGGACAUUAUAAUUACCAGGUGCAGUGACACUCAACAGGCUGAUUUGUAGUUCUCAAGAUUUUGAUGUAACAGGAUAACUUCCUCCACUUAAUAUCAGUGCCUUUUAAAUCUAAGGUAUUUAUCACUUACUCUAUAUUUAAUAAUGUGUCUAAAUAUGAAAUAUAGAGCAACUAAUUUAAAUUGACACUUUGUUCAGUUAUUGCUUCAUAUUUUUGUGGACCAAAUGCAUUCAGAAUUUCCUUAUUUGGUCCUGAGUAACCAUCAGUACUAGGAUAAGGAACUAAGAAAAGAAUAAUCUUCAGGUACUAAUCCCCAAAGUGAUCUUUCAUGAAAGAGCAUUGAUAUUGGCUUUUAACUUACCUGGUCAUUUUAUUAUUAUGCAUUUAGUUCUUUUGGACUGAUCUGAGAAAAAUCCCAUUAAAGAAGUUACUUGAAAUUGGCAACAUGUUAAAUGAUUAUGGAUAAUAGUAAAAUGGUUUACAUAUGAGAAUUAUUUCUAAUCUGAGUAGUCAGAAGCUUUUAACAUGGUAAUUGUUUUAAGCUGCCAAUUCUAUUUCAUAUUUCCUUUCCUUAGUGUCUACCCCUUCCUCCCAAAAGUAGCCAUAUUCUUUUUGCAUAUCCCAUUUCCCAAUUAUUUCACAGUUCCAUUUUUGAUAAGCCAGAAGUUAUUUAUAAAACAUUUGUUAUGAGGGGUAGUUGUUUUUGCAACCAGGUAUAGCACAAAAUGAUUAUUUCUUUAAAUACUCAUAGCUGAGUCAGAAAUAGGGUAAGACAGGAGGGGUGCCUAGGGUACAAAAUUUAAAGAGUUUAGUUUAAUUGUCACUAAAAUCAGGCAGUAAGCAUUUAGUCUUCCUUCCAGGAAGUCAGUCAACUUUAUUACUGAUUAGCUGCUAUUGCCCCACACUAUUCUUGGUGUUGUGGGGGAAAUGAAGAUAAGAAUAAUUCAAUUUAGCAAGUAUUUAUUGAGUGAUUAUUCUGUAUAGGAUGAAGGGGAUACACACAUGCACUUUGUUAGGGAUCUAUGCUUAAAUAAAAUAGUCCCAGGCAUCAGAGAAUUAAUGUUAAGAGAGAAAGACAUGUCCCUCGGCACUGUAUCAGUCGAGCCAUGAUACGUGAUGAAAAGUGACAUGGGGGCCCUUAAAAGGGAGGAAUUAAUUCUAAUUAGGUAGAUGGAGCAAGGUUUCCAUACAGCAGUUGGCUUUUGACAUGGACCUUAAAAAUUUUCAUGGACUGGAGAGCAGUGCAGUGCUCAGGAAAGGCAUGGAGGUGUGACAUUAUGAGAUGUGGACGAGGAACUUGGAGUAAUCCCAUGUUGACAUGUGAAGCUCAGGCUGAUAGCGAUAGGUUGGGAAAGAUGUCAGAGGCCUUUGAAAUUUAUGCUAAGGGGUUGGAGGUUAUUCUGAAGAAAAGAGUUUCUUAAUGUUUGGAGGCAGUUAGAAUAUAUUUAUUUAUAUGUUAGAAAUGAAGUAUAUAUGAUUUAUACACUCACCUGCAUACAUACAUACAUACAAGAUACAUAUACAGUAUACAUUGUGGCUUGACAGAAUUGGAUCAAGCCUGGAUGCUUGAGAUGCAUUAUAAUUAUGGGUGGUUUAUGAGGUGGUAAAUUUAAAGUCCUUUGAGGACCUCAGAGUUUCCUUAGAGAGCUGGCUAAAAUAUAUAUGUGUUUAUAUAUGUAUAUAUGUGUGUAUAUGUAUGUGUAUUUCAAUAUAUAUAAUAUAAAUAAAUAUGUAUGGUUUUAUAUGUUGAGAAAGGAGAGGUUAGGGUAGAUUGGAGUUGUAUUAUCUAGUUGGUGAACUAGAAUACAGAUAAAACUAAUUUAGAAACACAAAACAGUAUAUAAACAAUUCAUGAAUGACCAAAAGCUCAUUUAAUUUAAAUCAAACUUGGCUUUAUAUGAGUGCUGCUCUUAGUUUUAGACUGUGUUUUGUGGAUUUAAAUCCCUUUAGAACUAUAGUAGAUUACAUAGGGAUUUAAAAACAUCUAAGAAGGCUAUUUACUUUGUGCCAGAUGUGAUGGACAUUUUGAUAUGCAAAAAAGUAAAGUAAAAUUGUGUUAUCUGUAUAAGCCGUUCUUAUUUCAAAAUGGAAAGCUGGAACCUAAGGUCAGAAAAUGGCAUCAAAGCAGUGCUUUAAUACACUAUUAGGUAAUGCUAUUAAACUUUUUUAAAAGUUUGUUUGAAAGAACUGUUACAGACUUCCUGUUGAGGCUCUGAGCUCUGAUUACAUAUCACAUGGGAUAAGCAGAUAAAAUUGUAAAUGAACUAAAAGCAAAUGUCUGGAAGAGGAAUAAAGUCCAAAUAACCUUGUUUUGCUAAUCAGUCAAAAUUUUCUUUUCUCUGUGAGCUUUAUCCAUGGAAAGAGUGAUGAACUCUGUUGUUUUUUUUAAAACAGCUUUAUUCAGAUGUAAUUCACAUACCAUAAAAUCUGUCCGUUUACAGUGUACAGUUCAAUGGUAGCAGUCAUUCCCCAUUUCCCUAACCUCUAUCCCUAGGCAACAGCUAAUCUACUUUCUGUCUCUAUAGAUUUACCUUUUCAGGACAUUAAAUAAAAAUGAAAUC